This is a messenger RNA of Lecanosticta acicola, 2905 nucleotides long. The record is from the annotation of a GenBank genome assembly. Lineage: Eukaryota; Fungi; Ascomycota; Dothideomycetes; Mycosphaerellales; Mycosphaerellaceae.
AUGGACUACAUGGAGCUGGACGACUACCCUCCAGCGACUCGCAGUCCACCACGUACACCACCCCCUCAGCAGUCCGCGGCGGCCGCACCGCGUCCCUCCACCCCCUCCCCAGCAGAAGCUCGCUGGUCACCUCCGCGCACCCGCACCCCGGACAAAUACGACCAGCACCACGUCUUCGAAACCAAUGGCGGAAAGCGCACAUACGACGAAUUCCAGGAACAGCAACGCGAACUAGCUCCAGGCCAACACAAGAGCGUCCACUUCAGUCCCCCACGCAACAAAAUCCCCGUCUAUCAACGUCAAUCCAAAUCGCUCUUGAAGCAGCGCAUGCUACCCUACAGUGCACACCACUGCACUGACCGGCCGAGGAAGACGCCUGAUUACCGGGUGCGGGGACCGGUCGUACCGCCACCCAGUGAGCGUCAACAAGUCUACCAGGAGGCUCAUGACGAGCACCUCAGAAGGUAAAUGUGUCCCCGCGUCCUACUCUAAUACUUUGGCUAACUUCUCAAACAAUAGAAAGCAGCUGUUGCAGCGACCACUACGCCAAUCCAAGCCCACGCACCCAACACACGGCUACCACAGCUACAAAAGUCCCAGCGGCAUUGAGAAACAGCCCACUCGCAAGGAGACUGCAGAGCUGCUCUCCAAAUUCUCAUCCCAACUCUCACGCUCUCACUCACGCUCACGAAAGCCUGAUCUUUCAAUCGACCUCAGCGCUCCCAAGCUCUUUCCACCUAGAGCCAUCAGUCUGCAGCCGACCUCAUCAUCGCAGCGGGAUUCGCCAUCGAGAUCAACCUCGCCAUCUCUGCCGGAGUCACCAUCCUUUCUGGAAACAUCAUCGGAGCGUCCGAUUCUCCAGCCAAGACUGAGACGGUCCCCUCCGAGGCCCACCGCCACUCAGUUGUAUCCCGAUCUGGCACUAGACUUCACCCAACCACCAGAGCAGCCUGAACAGACAGCGGUGCGCAAGAUCGGUGGAAUCCUUGUCGCUGGCUGGCAGUAUUGGUAUCAGUGGGUAGUGCAGCCCCUCUACAACGUCUUCAUCCUACGAAAAGACGCAAAGGAACGCGAGCUUGUUGCUGUCGAAACAGACACUACUGGACGCAAGCGCCGCGCGAUCGCGAUAGAAGACCUGGAAGACCUGGAAGACCUGAUUCGAAGCACGCCAUCGCCACAGCCAGGAGACGCCAUCAUGCCGGGUGAUUUCCUAGCUCUGCCCUCGACAGAGGACACUCAAGUGCAGCAGGCUACGGCCGAUGCAGAGCAAACGCUUGACACUCCGCCAGACUCCCGACCUGGCUCAAGUGACUCAGAUGCCACAACCGACGGGCCCAAUAGGCCAAACGAGAGCACCCUGCCGGGCUCUGCCGCAACUGCACAGGCUGAUGAGAGCUGUGAGACACAGGAAGAGAAGGAAGCUCGGCUCGAAGAGCAAGCUCGACGUGAAAAGGAUCUAGCGAAGCGCCGCGACUGGAACAGCCGCAUUCCGAAAAUCAGUGAGGAGGCAUGGCGAGCCAAGACCCCUGCAGAUUUCAAAGCAGCGCGCGUGAAAGAUCUCGCUCUGCCAUUUAAUCCAUGGACUAUGGAUUACACCAAGGAGCCCGUUCCCCGAAAUGAGUGGGAACCCGACUGGACUGAUGCAGAGCGCGAGGGAAAGAAGCGCAACCCUAACCGGCCCUCUGACGCCGAACUUGUGCAGCGGGCCAAUGACGCCAAGCGAAGACUGCUCGAGGAGCAGAUGCAGCGCCAGGCACGCAACCUAGAGAACAAGCGCGUUGCCCGUCUCCAGGAGGAAGACCAUGGUCACAGAGCCGAGAAUCCCUACACAACGUCUGCAUUACUCGCCAAGGCCGAUCGGAUGGCGAAGCGGGACCGGAAGGGAGAUGUUCUUGCAGAAGCCGAGGAAGCAUCUGUCCCUGCAGCAUCUACCCAUGGAGCCCACGACAGCCAUGUCCGGGAGGCGCAGGAGAUUGUCGCAGGGGAGACGGAGAAGCUCAAGAAGCAGGCACAGAAAGAGGCCGAAGAGGAGUCGCGACAACGCAAGGAGGCACAAGAGAAAGAGCGCAAGGCUGCAGAAAAGGCAGCGGAAGUCUUUGAGGAGGUCGACUUUAAAGACAAAAUCGUCAAGACGCUCAGUGAGAAGUGGGAGGAUGAGGUCUCGAAAGUGAUGCAGAUCACAGAUCGCACACGUGUCGUCGCGAAGACCCCCGAUGGUGCGGAAAUCACCCGAUACACCCUGGGCAAGAUCCUGCCGCAGGUCGACAAGAAGGGCAAGUCUCUGGAAUCCCUCAACAAACUCGGCGAGGCCGGUGCGCCAUCAAACUGGCUCGACGAUGAGGCGGUCGUUGGCUUGUUGACGAUGAUUGUCACACGCAACAAAGAGCAGACCGGCUUCAAAGGCAAGAACGAUGAAAUUCCAGAGAUGGCGCGUUUCCACUCCGGAUGGUAUACCAACGUCAAGACCAAAGGCAUCCAGAGCGUAAAGACCUGGUCCAGACGACAGAAGGUGUCCGGCAAGAAGUUGCUGGGAGCGAAGAAGAUUUUCUUCCCCAUCAACACCGGCUGCCACUGGAUGCUCCUCGUCGUCAAACCACAGGAGCGGCGAAUCGAGAUGCUCGACAGUCUGAACGGCCAAAACCAAGCGAUACUUGGAUAUGCGCGCCAAUGGCUCAAGAUGGAACUGGGCGAUGACUACGUCGCCGAUGAGUGGACUGAGCACGACAAGCUGUCGACUCAGCAGACGAACUACGACGACUGUGGCAUGUUCGUGUGCAUGAACGCUCUUGCGUGCGCCAGGGACAUUCCCUACUCUGAGUUGGAGGCAAAGCUGAUGCCCAAGGCUCGCAAGAUGCUGGUCGCACUCCUUAUCAAUGGAGGCUUCACCGGCGAAUUUGACCUUUAA